Messenger RNA from Hypomesus transpacificus, 11011 nucleotides. It is a transcript of the gene frem3, whose product is annotated as Fras1 related extracellular matrix 3. Bases 218 to 9658 code for a protein of 3146 amino acids. The transcript is spliced from 24 exons. NCBI's taxonomy places the organism in Eukaryota, Metazoa, Chordata, Actinopteri, Osmeriformes, Osmeridae. The record is from RefSeq and is a predicted model, not a curated record. Gene Ontology annotation, cellular component: membrane. Gene Ontology annotation, biological process: cell communication.
UUACUGUCUACUGUUUCAGUAUUACCUGCACAGCCCCACAGGACUGUCUACACUUGUCCUGGGUGAGUGUGUGUGAACACAAAGGGAGAGGAAAGAAUCACAGAAGAGUUCUUCUCAUUCUUUCUCUCAAUUUUCGUUUUUUCUUCUGUGGGGAGACUACUUGAAAUAUUUAUUCCUGCUAUUUUGCAACAUAGUUGCUGGGCAACUAGCACUGGAUAUGGCUGGUUGUCUGCAAAGGACAAGACUUUGUAGAGCUCAGGCACUCUUGAAAUGCCUCUCAGUGUUUUUUACUGUGGGCUUUUGCUUUGCCUCAGUGGAUGCAGAGCCUUUUGACGCUGCUUUUCUCUAUAAACACCAAACUGGACCUAACGCCGAUGACAUCAUCGUAGCCAACAACGGAAUCAGGGUUCCCUUUGGGAGGUCUGUGUAUUUGGACCCUGUUAAUGACCUGGUCACUGAUGUGCAGCCCGGGGACCGCUGCCACAUCACUGUUCUGGACAAUGACCCACUGGCCCAGAAACCGGGAAUGCUAAGUCCUAAGAAGUUUCCCUGUUCGUUCGGGCCUGAGGAGGUAAAAUACACUCACUUUGGUUCUCGGAGUCCGAGCAAGGACCGGGUGAAGCUUCAGUUGCGCUACGACUCCCACACGGACACAGUGGUCAUCCCCUUCAUGCUGGAGGUGGAGGUGGUCUUCCAGCAGCUGGAGAUCCUCACCCGCAACAUACCUCUCGUAGUGGACAAGCUUCACAGCACCAGCAACCCUAUUGACAAAAAGGGCCUUGAGUUCUCCUUUGAGGACGGGGUCACUAAGUGUAAGGUCACAACCCUGGUUGGCGCAGGAGGUCUCCCCAGGUAUGGCACCCUUUUGAGUCAUUCCAUCAAUGGCCAGAUGGUAGACUGUGAUGAGUUUCUUAAGCAAGGCAUUCGCUACAAGCACACAGCCACCACCAACUCACCUAACAGAGACUUUAUUCCUAUGAUGGCAGAGCUACAGGACAAUGAGGGCAACAUUAUAUUGCAGGAGCAUUUCCAGAUUAUGAUUAGAAUCAAAGAGGGGACAGAAAACACUUCUCCCAAGCCUAGCUUUGUAGCUAUGAUGAUGAUGGAGAUUGAUCAGUUUGUGAUGACAGCUAUUACAACUGAUAUGCUGGCUGCCGAGGAUGUUGAAUCAGAUCCAGAUAAUUUAAUCUUUAACAUAACUUCCCCUUUAGGCUAUCAGCAGGGCUACCUAAUCAGCACAGACGAUCAGAAUCUGCCUAUCACUUCUUUUUAUCAGAGAGACAUUAAAGAUCUGAAAAUAGCCUAUAAGCCUCCCUCAGAGGACUCAAACGAAGAGAGGAUUUUCCAGCUGGAGUUUGAAAUUGUAGAUACGGAGGGUGCAGUGUCUGACACUUUUGCUUUUAUGAUUGUGGUGAAGCCAAUGAAUACCUUGGCACCCGUAGCAACCAAGAACACAGGACAGCUUUUGUUUGAGGGCCAAUCCCGGGCUCUGUCCAGCUCUCAAAAUCUAGAGAUCAGUGACGAGGAUAACCUGGACGAUGUUAAAAUAACAGUCGUCGACGGAUUGAAACACGGCGAGCUGACGGUGCUGGGCUCUCGCAGGAAAUUCUUCACGCCUGCUGAUUUAGAUGCCGGCAUCGUGGUAUACCAACACGACGGCAGUGACACCUACAGCGACAACAUCAUUUUCAGAAUGACUGACGGUAACAAUGAGGUGGAGUUUCUGUUCCCCAUCACCAUCGCCCCUACAGAUGACGAACCCCCUAUCGUCAACGCUAACACUGGCCUGGUGCUUUUCAAGAACGAAAUCAUGCAGCUCUCCCCCUUUAUUCUAAGUGCCAUAGACAUUGAUUCAGAGGACUCCACCAUUAAGUUUAUUUUAGAGGUCCCGUAUUCCACGGAGGGGGAGAUGCUUCUCAGACAAGUGGAGCCGCCCUCUGACCCCUCAGCCUGGAAGUUCAGUGAGACAGAUGAGAUGUUUGAACGGGUGGUGGUAGAGUGGUUUCAGCAGGACAUCAUGGACGGUAAGCUCUUUUAUCGCCACAUCGGACCCCACAGUACCACCGUUGUGAUCGACCAGUUAAUCUUCCGUGUACAAGAUGACAACGACCCCCCUAACCAGUCGGGGGAGCACUCGUUCACCAUCAAGAUCCAACCCGUGGAUGACAUUCCCCCAGAGCUCUAUACAGGCACCACACUUCACAUGACAGUGAAGGAGUAUGAACUGACAUAUUUCAGCAAGAAGUUUUUGCGUUACACCGAUCUGGAUUCAGAUGACAGGGAUCUGAGGUACACAAUCAUCAAGUCUCCCACUGACACGGAUGACAACAACCCAACCCUCCUGGGAGACAUUGUUCUGACUGACAACCCUGGCACUGUCGUCACCGAGUUCACACAAGCUCAGGUCAACCACCAUAAAGUGGCUUACAAACCCCCAGAUCAAGAACUGGGCAUCACUCCAAAAGUUGCUCAGUUUACAUUCAUUGUGGAGGACACUGCGGGUAAUUCAGUAGAUGGACUAUUCACUAUUUUCUUACAGCCAGUGGACAACAAACCCCCUCUUAUAACCAACACAGGUUUUACUGUCUUGGAGAGAAGCACAUACAUCAUCACUAGGAAAGAGCUGUUUGCCACGGACAAGGAUACAGACGAUGAAAAGAUCCUGUUCACCGUGACUCUGAUUCCCCGCUAUGGGCAGCUGCAGUAUUUAGGGAUAGACAUGUCCAACAGUGAGACAUUCAAUCUGGAGGACGUGGAAAAUGGCCGUCUGGCCUACAUCCACAAUGGAGAAGAAUCCCUCAGUGACAUCAUCAAGGUGGACUGCAGCGAUGGUUUCCACGAGGUGCCCAUCAUCAUCAAGAUCUCCAUCAGCCCCGUGGAUGACGAGACCCCCACCAUCAUGCUCCCAGCGGGCCUGCUCGGAGCCCACAUCGACGUGCUGGAGAACGGGGCGACCGAGAUCACCAGCAACGUCAUCCAGGGACGGGAUGAGGACACGGACGACCUCAUGCUCACCUUCAUCGUAGAGGAGCCCCCCAAACUCGGCGAGAUCCUGGUCAACGGAGCCCCCUCAGAGAGGUUCACGCAACAGGACAUCAUCAACGGAGUGGUUGUGUACGCACACACGAGCGGGGAAGUCGGUCCCAUCAAAGAGCACGACUCCUUCAACCUCACCAUCUCCGAUAUGUCGGAUGAGUGGGUCGUUGGGGGCAACAAGGUCCAAGGUGUCCGGGUUCAAGUUACCAUCCUCCCAAUGGACAGCAUCCCACCCAUAGUCAGCGUGGGGGGGCAGUUUGUGGUCUUGGAAGGAGAGAAGAACGUCAUCACGCCACAGCACAUUCAGGCAGAGGACAUCGACACGGAUAACAAUGACAUCCUCUGCACCAUCAUCGUUCAGUCGACGUCGGGCUACGUGGAGAACAUCUCCCCAGCCCCGGGGUCAGAGAAGUCCAGGUCGGGGACCGCCAUCACCGCCUUCAGCAUCAAAGAUAUCGGUCUCGGACACAUCUACUAUGUCCAGAGCAUCCACAAGGGGGUGGAGCCUGUGGAGGACCGAUUUACCUUCCGCUGUUCGGAUGGCAUCAAUUUCUCCGAUCGCCACUUCUUCCCCAUCGUCAUCAUCCCAACCAAUGACGAGAAACCAGAGAUUUUUGUCCGCGAGUUUGUGGUCAUGGAGGGCAUGAGUCUGGUCAUCGACACACCCAUCCUGAACGCAGCCGAUGCUGACAUUCCGCUUGACGACCUGGACUUUGAGAUCAUCACAAACCCCAAGCAUGGCAGUGUUGUCCAGCAGCUUGGUACGGGCACCAUCCCUGUGACCAAGUUUUCCCUGGACCAGAUCAAGGAGGCGUCCAACAUCGUCUAUGAACACGAUGACUCAGAGACCAAAGAGGACAGUUUUGUGGUAAGGCUCUCCGAUGGGAAACACACCGUAGAGAAAAAGGUUCUCAUCAUGGUCAUUCCCGUUGACGAUGAGACACCCAGAAUGGCUAUAAACGACGGAUUAGAGGUGGAGAUUGGAGAAACCAAAAUAAUCAAUAACCACGUUUUAAAAGCCACCGAUCUGGAUUCUGAGGAUAAAGAGCUGACGUAUGUUGUGCGCUAUGGCCCUAGCCAAGGAUACCUUCAACGCAUCACCAAGCAUGGGGAUGUUCUGGGCAACAUCACCAUUGAAAUGAACUUCACUCAAGAUGACAUCGACAAACAGCUCAUCCAGUACGUCCACACCGGCCAGGAAGGAGUCCGUGACUUGCUGAAAUUCGAUGUCACCGAUGGGAUCAACGCUCUUAUUGACCGUUACUUUUAUAUAAACAUUGGAAGUAUGGACAUGGUCUUCCCAGAUGUCAUCAACAAAGGUGUCACCCUGAAAGAAGGAGGCAAAGUGACCCUGACCACUGACCUGCUAAGCACCACUGAUAUCAACAGUCCUGAUGAGUUCCUAAGCUUUAGCAUCACUCGCGCCCCUAGCCGAGGUCAUCUGGAAUGCACAGACUUUCCAGGCGUUCCAAUUUCCACUUUCACCCAGCUGCAGCUCGCCGGCAACAAGGUUUAUUACAUCCACACCUCAGAUGAUGAGAUGAAGAUGGACAGCUUUGAGUUUGAGGUGACGGACGGCUACAACCCUGUGUUCCGCACCUUCAGAGUGUCCAUCACGGAUGUGGACAACAAGAAACCCGUCCUCACCAUCAGCCAGCUGAUAGUGGCGGAGGGAGAGAUCAAGCUCAUCACUCCGUUUGAGUUGACCGUGGAGGAUCGCGACACCCCAGACAACCUGCUGCGCUUUGUGAUCACUCAGGUGCCGGUGCAUGGCCAACUGCUCUACAACAACACGCAGCCAAUCACUUCUUUCACCAAGCAGGACCUGAAUGAAAAUCUCAUCACGUACAAGCACGACAGCACCGAAACCAAUGAGGACAGCUUCUCCUUCACUGUCACAGACGGAACACACUCCGACUUCUACGUCUUCCCCGACACAGUUUACGAGACACGCAAACCCCAGAUGAUGACCAUUCACAUCAACACGGUGGACAACGGAGUCCCGCAGAUCCUUGUUAACAAAGCAGCUGCUUCGCUCAGGGUCCUGCACACAGGCCACUUGGGUUUCCUGAUCACUAGCAAGGCCCUGAAGGCUGAGGACAGAGACAGCGCCAACAAGGUGCUGAAGUACACAGUGUCAGAGGCACCGCUGCAUGGCUUCAUCAUGAACAGCGCCCUCGGAAAUGACAGCAUCAAAGUCUUCUCACAAGCUGAUAUUGACGAAAUGAAGAUCUGCUAUGUGCUCCUGGAUGGGAGCAACGCCACAAGUGAUAUCUUCUACUUCACUGUGGAGGAUAACGGUGGAAACAAGCUGAAGCCACAGCCAUUCCGGCUCAACUGGGCCUGGAUCUCCUUGGAGAAAGAGUUCUACCUGGUGGACGAGGAUGCCAAGUUCCUGGAGGUCACCCUCAAACGCAGGGGCUAUCUGGGAGAAACCUCUUUCGUCAGCAUCGACACAAAGGACGGCACAGCGGAGAAGGACAAAGAUUUCCGCGGAAAGUCCCAGAAGCAGGUCCAGUUCAACCCGGGCCAGACCACGGCCACCUGGAAGGUGAAGAUUUUCACCGACCAGGAGUUUGAGACAUCAGAGACCUUCGAGAUCAAGCUGUCCGAACCCGUCAUGGCUGUCCUGGAGUUCCCUGACUCCGCCACCGUGGAGAUAGUGGACCCUGGUGAUGAGUCCACGGUGUUCAUCCCCCAGGCUGAGUUCAAGAUCGAGGAGGACAUUGGGGAGCUGCUGGUCCCUGUCCGGCGCUCAGGGGACGCCAGCCAGGAACUCAUGGUGGUCUGCUUCACGCAACAAGGCACGGCCACAGGCACCAUCCCCAGCACGGUUUUGUCCUACUCAGACUACAUCACCAGACCCGAGGACCACACCAGCGUGCUGCGCUUCGACAAGGACGAGCGGGAGAAGACCUGCCGCAUCAUCAUCAUCGACGACUCGCUGUACGAGGAGGAAGAGAGCUUCAAUGUCACGCUGAGCAUGCCAAUGGGUGGCCAGUUAGGCGCCAGCUUCCCCAGCGCUAAGGUUACCAUCCUGGCAGACAGUGACGACGAGCCGUCCCUGUACUUCGGGGAGCCGGAGUACCUGGUGGAUGAGAGCUUGGGCUACGUGGAGGUGAGGGUGUGGAGGACAGGCACCGACCUGUCCAAGACCGCCACCAUCACUGUGCGCUCCCGCAAGAGCGACCCCGUCUCCGCCGAGGCUGGCCUGGACUAUGUUGGCAUCAGCCGUAACCUGGACUUUGCCCCGGGGGUGACCAUGCAGACGUUCAGGGUGACCAUCCUGGAUGACCUGGGCCGGCCGGAGCUGGAGGGGCCUGAGACCUUUGACCUGGUCCUCAGGAUGCCCAUGAACGCUGUGCUGGGAGAGCCCAGCAAGACCACCAUCACCAUCAACGACACCAUCACCGACCUGCCCAAGGUGCAGUUCAAGGAGGGCAGCUACAAGGUGGACGAGGCCGACGGGGAGGUGAAGGUCAUCGUCUACCGCAGCGGCGACAUAAGCCACGUCUCCACGGUGCGCUGCUACACACGUCAGGGCUCCGCCCAGGUCAUGAUGGACUACAACGAGAGGCCCAACACCGACGGGUCGCUGGUCAGCUUCCUCCCAGGGGAGAGUGAGAAGCCGUGCGUGGUGACCCUGGUGGAUGACUCGGUGUACGAGGAGGACGAGGAGCUCCGCCUGGUGCUGGGCACGCCCAAGAGCAAGUCCCCCUACGGCGCCUCCAUAGGGGAGCAGAAGGAGGCGCUGGUCACCAUCACGGACGACAAAGACAAGCCCAUCAUCCGUUUCUCCGAGAUCAAGUACAGCGUGCGGGAGCCUCAGGUGAAGGGCGAGGUGGCCCUGGUCAGGAUCCCCAUCCUGAGGGUGGGAGACAGCUCCAAGGUGUCACUGGUGCGCGUCCACACCAAGGACGGCUCCGCCACCUCCGGAGAGGACUACAACCCCCUGUCUGAAGAUGUGGAGUUUAAGGAGGGGGAGACGGAGCACUUUGUGGAGGUGCAGAUCCUGUUUGACGGCCAGAGGGAGAUGAGAGAGGCCUUCACUGUGCACCUGAAGCCUGAUGAAUACAUGGUGGCCGAGACCAUGAUGAGCAAGGCCAUCGUGUUCAUCGAGGAGAUGGACAGCGUGGCGGACGUCACCUUCCCGGCCGUGCCCGUGGUGAUCUCCCUGCUCAUGUACGACGACACGGCACGCGCCAGGGACAGCCCCCGACCCUCGACCGGGUACCCUGUGGUCUGCGUGACCGCCUGCAACCCCAAAUACCACGACUUUGACAAGACGGGUUCCAUCUGCACGGCGGAGAACAUCAACGACACCCUGACCCAGUACCGCUGGCUCGUGAGCGCCCCCAGCGGGGCCGACGGCGUCACCAGCCCCAUGAGAGAGGUGGACACCAACACCUUCUUCACCAACACCAAGUCCAUCACCCUGGACUCCAUCUACUUCCAGGCAGGCUCCCGGGUCCAGUGCGCUGCCCGUGCCUUCAACAUCAACGGAGACGCCGGCCUGGAGCUGUCCAGUCCCAUCGCCGUGGUCAGCAGGGAGGAAGGGAUGUGUCAACCUCGUGUCCCCGGUACCGUGGGGGCGGAACCCUUUUCUGCCAAGAUCCGCUACACGGGCCCCGACGACCCCGACUUUCCCAACCUCAUCAAGCUGACCGUCCACAUGCCACACAUGGACGGCAUGCUGCCUGUCAUCUCUACCAGGGCGCUCCAGAACUUCGAGCUAACCCUGAGCCCGGAUGGCACACGCGUGGGCAACCACCGCUGCUCCAACCUGCUGGACUUCAACGAGAUCCAGACGGGCCACGGCUUCAUCACAGACGCCACCAAGAACCCGGAGAUCAUCGGCGAGACGUCUCCCUACCAGUACAGCGGCACCAUGCGCUCCGCCAACUCGCUGCGCUUCUACAGGAACCUGAACCUGGAGGCGUGCCUGUGGGAAUUCACCAGCUACUACGACAUGUCUGAGCUGCUCAGCGACUGUGGGGGGUCCAUCGGAACCGACGGGCAGGUGCUGAACCUGGUGCAGUCCUACGUCACCCUGCGCGUGCCCCUCUUUGUCUCCUACGUGUUCCACUCCCCCGUGGCCGUGGGCGGCUGGCAGCACUUUGACCUGCAGUCCGAGCUCAAGCUCACCUUCGUCUACGACACCGCCAUCUUGUGGCAGGAGGGCAUAGGCAGCCCGCCAGAGGCAGAACUGCAAGGAGCCAUGUACCCCACCAGCAUGAGGAUCAACGAGGAGGGCCGUCUGGUGGUCAACUUCAAGACAGAGGCUCGCUACAGGGGCCUCUUUGUCAUGUCCCACCCAGGAACAGGCCUGUCGUCCAUGGUGAUGUGUGCGGACCACCCAGGGCUGACCUUCACCCUGUCCCUGGUCCGGACUGAGCCCACCUACAACCAGCCCAUGCAGCAGUGGACCUUUGUCUCAGACUUUGCUGUGCGUGACUACUCUGGCACCUACACGGUGAAGCUGAUCCCCUGCAGCGCCUCCCCCAGCGGCGAGUACAGCCUCCCCCCUGUGUGCCACCCUCGAGAGCCCCUCACCUUCGACAUGGACAUCCGCUUCCAGCAGGUGAGUGACCCAGUGGCAGCAGAGUUCAGUCUCAACACCCAGAUGUUCCUGCUGUCUAAGAGGGAGCUGUGGCUGUCUGACGGCUCCAUGGGCUUUGGAGAGGGAUCCGACGCCGCCUUCUCAGAAGGCUCGUCCAUCUACGGCCGCGUCAUGGUGGACCCGGUCCAGAACCUGGGAGACUCGUUCACCUGCAGCAUCGAGAAGGUGUUCCUGUGCACUGGGGCGGAUGGAUACGUGCCCAAGUACAACCCCACCAACAAGGAGUAUGGUUGCCUGGCGGACGCUCCCUCGCUGCUCUACAGGUUCAAGAUCCUGGACAAGGCCCAGCCAGAGACCCAGGCUUCUGCGUUUGGAGACGUCCUGUUUGAAGCCACCCUGGCCCUGGACAGCCCAGGGGCCCUUCCUCUGGUCAGACAGCCUGGCUCUGACGGCUUCACCCUGUCCUCCUCCCCUCUGUUCCAGGUGGCUGCCGGUCGAGAGUGGUUCAUCCACACCAUCUAUACCGUCCGCUCCAGAGAUAACGCCAACCGCAGCAUCGGAAAGCGCAGCCUGGACUACCAGCGCCACAGCCUGUCCUCCGUGGACCCCCAGCCCCAGAUCGGCACCUCCUCCCUGGGCCGCAGCCGCCGAGCCGCCCCCUCCGCCCCCGCCCUAGCCCAGGACAUUGGUGUGGACGCCAGCCGGGGCACCAACAUCCAGCACAUCGCUCUGGAUCGCUCCGACCGCAUGGUGGUCAGCCAGCGCCAGCCCUGGACCCCCAGCCGCGAGCGCCAGCCCCUCCUGGAGCGGCCCCUCCUGGGGAGCUCCGGCAGGGAGCCCCUGGACACCUCCACCCUGCCCAUGCUGGUGGGGCUGGCCGGUCUUAUCCUCCUCAUCUGCCUGGUCGCCAUCGUGGUCAUCCUGCUGGUGCGGCGCAAGAGGCGGGACAAGGAGAGCCAGUUCCCUCCCUACGCCACCUCCUCCAGCUCCGCCUACGGCGGGAGCAGCUGCAGCGGCGGAACGACGAGCACGAGGCAAUUCUCGGAUAGUUCCGAGGUCUAGACACACACACACACACACACACACACAGACACACGCAGACACACACACACAUAACCCAGACCUUCCCUGCAGACCCCCUCUGAAAAGAAAACUGACUGUUCCUUUCUCCACCACAGUGCCUUCUAAGUUAAAACAAACGAACAAACCUCACUCUCCUUAGCACUGAAGACAGCUCAUACAGCCACCACUCUGGACAGUACAACUAUAUGGACGAGGGUUACUACAAAUGCAAUAUGUGUGAGUGCAUUCGUGCUGGGCUUGUAAAGAGCUGGCGUUCUGCCAGGCUGCCUGACCCACUAUGAAGUGUAUCCUGCCUCUCAUGUAAACAGCCCCUCUGUAGAAACACAGGCUUCAUUUAAUAACACCACUCGUUCAAUUGUACCACCUGUUUGUCUUGUUUAUAGUUUUUAAAUGCAAAGAGUCACGCGUUGGAAUUGCUGUCCUAGCGCCAAUCCCGUUCUGCCUCAUUUUGCCCAAUUGUAAAGAACACCCCCCCCCCCUCCCCGCUGCCCAUUUACUGUUUGUGCUUGAGUUGGAAAAACCCAGAGGAAUCUUCUGAAAUACAGCAUGUCUUCAGCACAGGUAGCCUUACGAGUUAACAGCUCUGGUGUUUUUGCGUCCCCUGUUUUCCCUGGAGAAAACAACUUUACCGAGGUGUUUUUACCAUCAUCACUCAUUGUCAAUCAUUGUAUUAUUUCAUGUUUUUUUUAUGUUGAGAGGAACAGCCAUGUGUUAAAUGUUAUGUAAGCGGAGGUUAUCUGUCUAGUGAAUGCUGUUGUGAUAAAUUCUUGUAUUUUUGUAACGUGAUGUUGACGAUGCACUGCUGUGCGUUUUAAAAGCCCUUCAUGUCUGUACCCACUGCAGCAUACCAUAAUGGUGCUAUUCAAAGGGAUUGUAUUAUGUCAUUUUAGUCAAAUGAGAGAAACGUAACUAUUAAUUCAGAAUUUGUUUUUAUACAUCUUUUUACAGGUCUUUGAGAAUGCGGUUUAAAAGCAUACCUAUGUGCAUAGCAUGACUUGCCUGUGUACAUACUUGCAUGUGUAGAAUAUUGAAAAUCUCCACAGGACAAUGCAAACAAAAAAAAGGUAUUAAGACACCCUGGUGAAACUUGAAAAUUAAAAAAACUCAACACUCUGUGCUCUGUAACCUAGAAAGCAAUAACCAACUUAAAAUUAUUACCUUUGUUUUAUGCAAGUGACAGUAUAUAAGUUAACAUGUGCCAAUUAGUAUAGAUGUAGAAUGUUCCAGACCAAUUUCAAUCAAAUUGGUGUUUUAUCAAUUUUGUGAUCACGUCAAUGCCUUGUUUGAUGUACGCCAACUAUAACUGCCAAAUACAAAUGUACUUUUCUGAAA